Heterocephalus glaber (naked mole-rat) is the source of this 2343-nucleotide messenger RNA. It is a transcript of the gene Slc2a11, whose product is annotated as solute carrier family 2 member 11. The record is from RefSeq and is a predicted model, not a curated record. Gene Ontology annotation, biological process: dehydroascorbic acid transport. Gene Ontology annotation, molecular function: D-glucose transmembrane transporter activity. NCBI's taxonomy places the organism in Eukaryota, Metazoa, Chordata, Mammalia, Rodentia, Bathyergidae. Gene Ontology annotation, cellular component: plasma membrane.
GUGCUGGGACCACGGGCGCGCACCACUCUGCCCUUUGUUUCACCGGGCCUUCCUGAGUUGGCAAGCUCGGCGGGCGGACUGUAGAGCUCGGGCUCUGUCGCCCCCUCGCGGCCAUACGUUGUCUCCGCGGCAGUGGGGAAAUUUAAGGGGUCCCCGCAGAAGUCUGAGUCUAGGGCCCGGAAUCCCAGGUCGCUCCUCACGCGGGCCAGAGGUUCCCAGACCCAGAUAUGCUGUGCCCUCAGCCGAGUAAGAAGUGAAUGGCUCUCGGAGGCAUGGAGGAGGAGCCGGAGCCGCCCUUCCGGCUGGGACCACAGAUUCAGGGCAGGGUCCUGCUCCUGACCAUCUGUGCAGCUGGCAUUGGUGGAACUUUUCAGUUUGGCUACAACCUCUCCAUCAUCAGUGCCCCAACCUGGCACAUUCAGGAAUUCACCAAUGAAACAUGGCAGGCACGUACUGGAAGACCACUACCUGACCACCUGGUGCUGCUUGUGUGGUCCCUCAUUGUGUCUCUUUUCCCCCUGGGGGGCCUCUCUGGAGCACUCCUUGCAGGGCCCAUGGCCAUCACACUGGGAAGGAAGAAGUCCCUCCUGGUGAAUAACGUCUUUGUAGUGGUAGCAGCGAUCCUGUUUGGAUUCAGCCGCAAAGCAGGCUCCUUUGAGAUGAUCAUGCUGGGAAGACUGCUGACAGGAGUUAAUGCAGGUGUGAGCAUGAACAUCCAGCCCAUGUACCUGGGGGAGAGUGCUCCCAAGGAGCUCCGAGGAGCCGUGGCCAUGAGCUCAGCCAUCUUCACAGCCCUGGGGAUCGUGAUGGGACAGGUGGUUGGACUCAGGGAGCUCCUCGGUGGCCCACAGGCCUGGCCCCUACUGCUGGCCAGCUGCCUGGUGCCCGGGGUGCUCCAGCUCGCCUCCCUGCCCCUGCUCCCCGAGAGCCCACGCUACCUCCUCAUCGACCGUGGAGACACCGAGGCCUGUGUGGCAGCCCUGAAGCGGCUUCGAGGAGACAGGGAUGUGGCCCGGGAGCUGGAGGAGAUAGAGGAAGAGCGCGCCGCUUGCCAGGGCCGCCGCAUUCAGCGCCCGUGGGAGCUGUUCCUGGAUCCUGCCCUGAGGAGGCAGGUGACCAGCCUGGUGGUGCUGGGCAGUGCCAUGGAGCUCUGUGGGAAUGACUCGGUGUACGCCUACGCCUCCUCCAUAUUCCUGGAGGCUCGCGUGCCGGGGGAGAAGGUCCAGUAUGCCACCAUUGGGACUGGGAGCUGCGAGCUGUUUGCGGUUCUUGUCAGUUGUGUGGUGGUUGAAAGGGUAGGAAGGCGGGUGCUGCUCAUAGGGGGUUACGGCCUGAUGAUCUGCUGGGGGAGCAUCUUCACAGUCGCCCUGUGCCUGCAGGUAGCUGGGGGAAUGGGGCAGUGGCUGGCCCAGGUCUGCUUUCCACCUCACCCUCCACACUGUCUACUGCAGAGCUCUUUCCACUGGAUGCCCUACCUGGCCAUGUCCUGCAUCUUUGCCUUCAUCCUCAGCUUUGGCAUUGGCCCUGCCGGAGUGACGGGGAUCCUGGCUACAGAGCUGUUUGACCAGAUGGCCCGGCCUGCUGCCUAUGUGGUCUGUGGGGUGCUCAUGUGGACCAUGCUCUUCCUGGUUGGGCUGGGGUUCCCCUUCAUCCGGGAGAGUUUGUCCCAUUUCCUGUAUGUUCCUUUCAUUGGUGUCUGUAUCUGUGGGGCCAUCUACACUGGCUUAUUCCUCCCUGAGACCAAAGGCAAGACCUUUCUGGAGAUCUCCAAGGAACUACACAGACUCAACUUGCCCAGACCGGCCCAGGGCCCCAUGUGGACCAGCCCCAAAGUCAUCACAUCCACUGGUCUUUAGCUGCAAAUGUAUAAGUGGGGGCCAAAGCCAGUUGCUGCCCUUUCCUUUGCCUUCUUUUUUUUUUUUGGUACCGGGUAUCGAACUCUGGUCCUUGCACUUGUGCAGCAGGCAACGAAACCACUGAGCUAAAUCCCCAGGCCCUUCCUUUGCUUUCUAUAUCACUGGCUCCUGCUUUUUGUUUUUCCCUUUUCUUUUCUUUUCUUUUCUUUUUUUUUUGGUACCAGGGAUUGAACUCGGAUCCUUGCACUUGCGAGGCAGGCAGCAGAACCACUGAGCUAAAUCCCUGGCCCUUCCUCUUUUUCUUUUUAGAGUCAGGGUCUCGCUAUGUAGUUCAGGCUGGCCUUGAACUCAUUAUGGAGCCCAGGCUGACCUUGAACUCACAGUGAUCCUCCUCAGCCUCCCAAGGGCUGGAAUUAUCAGUAUGCACCACCAUACCUGCCCAGAACGUGUCUGACUAAUUGUAGUAUUAAAGAAUGUGAAAAAUAAA